AUUGUCAUUUAAAACAUAUCUAAAAUGUAUCAUACUACAAUUUUAUACCUCUGAGUACAACCCUUACCCCCUGGGAUCUAAAUAUCGCAGGAUUCCACUACCACCGCAGUUACACAGUAGGCCUUUCUCUUGUAAAGUAUAAAUAUUUCAUCUCUGAGUUAAGAUGUCAAAGUUGUUUCGUGUUACAGAUGUAACCGACAAUGAUUCCGGUUACGAAGAUAUAGCCUGCGACCCUUACGAUUUGUCCGAUGAUUACUCCCCUAAAUUUAACCCUAGCGCAUUGCAGAUGCCUAAUUUUGACUUUGACUCUUUGCAAGCUAGUCCUACCUUGGAUUACCUCUCCAAGAAUGAUUAUAAUAGAAUAUCCGAUGUAGACCUGAAAAGGUUUUCAGAUGAGCAUUUUCACAAUUCCUAUAUGCAAUUCAGCAUGCACAACAAGUCUGCAUUCUUUUUGCUUCAAUCUGAAUUGUUUCUAAGCACCAGGAAUUAUAAGGAAGCACUCUCUGCUGCCUUGGUUUCCGAAUCUUUGAUCGGAGAGACGUUGGCUAUAAAGGCCAUCAAAAUGAUUUGCAUGUAUCAACUGAACGACGACAAGAGGUUCAAAGACUUAAAGGAGGAGAUUUUAGCCUCUAGUUUAGAGGGCUUAUCGGACACAUUAAGACAACACACAAUUGGCACAAUCCAAGUCGCAAGCUUGGUCCCAGAGUUUCUUAGCUGUCUAGAAUCAAUGAAGUCUAAGCAAACUUGUUAAACAUAAAUUA
Theileria equi strain WA is the source of this 761-nucleotide messenger RNA. RefSeq lists its product as hypothetical. The record is from RefSeq and is a predicted model, not a curated record. The coding region runs from base 164 to 751 and encodes 195 amino acids. Lineage: Eukaryota; Apicomplexa; Aconoidasida; Piroplasmida; Theileriidae. The transcript has 4 exons.